UUCACUGCAAAGGGAGACACAGAGACAGAGAUUCGACUUCCAUUCACUGCAAUAUCUCCAUUUACCCCCCGGUUGUUUGUUGAGGAAAUCUUGCCGCUUAUUCGUUUUUCUUUUCAUUUUUAUUUUUUAUUUAAAAAAAAAAAAAAAUUCAUUUCUUGGUGUUUGGUUCUUUGAGGAUUUGCAAUUUGAAGUAUUGAGGUGAGUUUGAAGUCUCUCUCUCUCUGGCUUGAACUCUCUGUCUUAUUAUCCAAAUUAUUAAAAGAAAAUCUUUGUUGUCUAAGAGAUUGUUUGAGUGACAUAUUACUUCCAUUUCAUGUGAUAAGUUUUAUUUUUCAUUUCCCCUGUUGGGUAACAGAUAUUACUGUGAAUAUUCCUAUGUCUUUUGUUGGGUUCGAUUUUUGUGUGGAAUUUGAGUCAAUGCAGAGAAAAGAUAAGGUACGGACAAUGUCGAAGAUGAGAGUGGCAGUCAUUGGUUCUGGGAUUAGCGGGCUGGUCUCGGCGUAUGUUCUGGCAAAAGCUGGGGUGGAUGUGGUGCUGUACGAGAAGGAAGACUACUUGGGCGGCCAUGCCAGGACCGUCAACUUUGACGGCGUUGAUCUAGACCUUGGUUUCAUGGUGUUCAAUCGUGUUACAUAUCCAAAUAUGAUGGAGUUCUUUGAGAGUCUUGGAGUUGAUAUGGAAGCAUCAGAUAUGUCAUUUUCAGUGAGCUUAGACAAAGGCCAAGGUUAUGAAUGGGGGAGCCGAAAUGGUUUGUCGAGUUUAUUUGCACAGAAGAUGAAUGUGUUAAAUCCGUCAUUUUUGCAAAUGCUUAGGGAAAUCAUAAAGUUCAAGCAUGAUGUCCUAAGUUAUCUUGAUGUGCUUGAGAACAACCCGGACAUUGAUCGCAAUGAGACCUUGGGACAGUUCAUCGAGUCACGGGGUUACUCUGAAUUGUUUAAGAAAGCUUAUCUUGUACCAGUAUGUGGCUCAAUUUGGUCCUGCCCUUCAGAAGGAGUUAUGAGCUUUUCAGCUUUCUCUGUUCUUUCAUUUUGCCGAAAUCAUCAUCUACUUCAGCUCCUUGGCCGCCCACAGUGGCUUACUGUCAGAUGGCGUUCACAUUGUUAUGUGAAGAAGGUCAGAGAAGUUCUGGAGAGCGAAGGUUGUCAAAUUAGAACUCAAACUGAAGUACAUUCAGUUUCAACAAAUGAUGAGGGUUGCAUUGUAAUGGAUGGAGAUGGUUCUGAAGAAAUGUACAAUGGUUGUAUAUUGGCUGUCCACGCCCCUGAUUCUUUGAGAAUAUUAGGAGACCAAGCAACAUUUGAUGAAAUGAGAAUACUUGGUGCCUUUCAAUAUGUCUAUAGUGAUAUUUUCCUUCAUCGUGACAAAAGUUUAAUGCCAAAAAAUCAAGCAGCAUGGAGUGCAUGGAAUUUUCUUGGAAGUACAGACAGUAAAGUAUGUUUGACAUACUGGCUCAAUGUGCUUCAGAAUAUUGGUGAAACAAGACUACCUUUUCUUGUGACUCUCAACCCAGAUCAUACACCAAAACAUUUCUUACUCAAGUGGUCAACUGCUCAUCCAGUCCCAUCCGUUGCUGCAUCAAAAGCUUCGCUUGAGCUUGAUCAUAUCCAAGGGAAGAGAGGAAUUUGGUUUUGUGGGGCAUACCAGGGUUAUGGCUUCCAUGAGGAUGGAUUAAAGGCUGGCAUGGCUGCUGCACAUAGUAUGCUCGGAAAAAGUUGUGCUCUUUUGAGCGACCCGAAACACAUGGUACCUUCUUUCAUAGAAACUGGAGCGCGCCUUUUUGUCACUAGAUUCCUUGGAUGUUAUAUAUCUGCCGGAAGUUUAAUUCUACUUGAGGACGGCGGCACGGUAUUUACCUUUGAAGGAACCAAGAAAAAAUGUCAUCUGAAAACUGUUUUGAGAGUUCAUAGUCCCCAGUUUUACUGGAAGAUAAUGACACAGGCUGAUUUAGGCCUUGCAGAUGCAUAUAUAAAUGGAGAUUUUUCUUUCGUUGAUAAAAAAGAAGGUCUUUUAAAUUUUUUUAUGAUUCUUAUUGCCAGCAGAGAUGCAAGUUCGUCUAUCUCAAAAUUGAAUAAGAAAAGGGGCUGGUGGACGCCAUUGUUAUUUACGGCUGGUAUAACAUCAGCAAAAUAUUUUUUUCAGCAUGUUUCAAGGAAAAAUACUCUUACACAAGCUCGCAGGAACGUCUCUCGUCAUUAUGACCUGAGUAAUGACCUUUUUGCUCUGUUCUUGGAUGAAACAAUGACAUACUCCUGUGCUGUAUUCAAGAAGGAAGAUGAAGACUUAAAGGUUGCACAACUGAGAAAGAUCUCUCUUCUGAUUGAAAAGGCAAGAAUUGAUAAAAAUCAUGAAGUUCUUGAGAUUGGGUGUGGUUGGGGAAGCUUAGCUAUUGAAGUUGUCAAACGAACUGGAUGCAAGUACACUGGCAUCACUCUGUCUGAGGAGCAAUUGAAAUUUGCGGAAAUGAAUGUGAAAGAAGCUGGCCUUCAGGACCGCAUUAAAUUUCUUCUUUGCGACUACCGCCAAUUGCCUAAUACCCGUAAAUAUGACAGAAUCAUAUCUUGUGAGAUGCUAGAAGCUGUUGGCCAUGAAUUCAUGGAAGCAUUUUUUGCUUGCUGUGAAUCGAUAUUAGCAGAAGAUGGGCUUCUUGUUCUGCAGUUCAUAUCAAUACCAGAUGAACGUUAUGAUGAGUACAGGCAAAGUUCAGAUUUCAUAAAGGAAUAUAUAUUUCCUGGUGGAUGCCUUCCUUCAUUAAGUAGAGUAACAUCAGCCAUGGCUGCUGCAUCCAGACUCUGUGUGGAGGACCUAGAGAACAUAGGGAUUCAUUACUACCAAACACUCAGAUACUGGAGAAAGAAUUUUCUUGAGAAGCAGAGCAAAAUCCUCACUCUCGGGUUUAGUGAAAAAUUCAUUCGGAGGGAAUAUUACUUUGAUUAUUGUGCGGCUGGUUUUAAGACGCAUACACUUGGAAAUUAUCAGGUUGUAUUAUCACGUCCUGGCAAUGCUGCUGCGUUUGGUAAUCCAUAUCAAACUUUGCCUUCAGCAUGUUGAUUAUGUUCUCAAAGGAGAGACAAUCUUCAUAUUCCUGCCUGGACAAACUAUGGUCGAUUCUUUCUUUUUUGGUGGUCAUUAUAUUGCUUUUCAUUUGUUGUGCGUACGAGGGCAGACCAGAAAAGAAUUGCAUUCUUUGCUGA
Molecule: messenger RNA, 3191 nt
Organism: Corylus avellana
Lineage: Eukaryota; Viridiplantae; Streptophyta; Magnoliopsida; Fagales; Betulaceae
Source: RefSeq, a predicted model, not a curated record